Musca vetustissima is the source of this 1812-nucleotide messenger RNA. Its product is annotated as pickpocket protein 28-like. Gene Ontology annotation, molecular function: ligand-gated sodium channel activity. The coding region runs from base 1 to 1812 and encodes 603 amino acids. Lineage: Eukaryota; Metazoa; Arthropoda; Insecta; Diptera; Muscidae. Gene Ontology annotation, biological process: sodium ion transmembrane transport. Gene Ontology annotation, cellular component: membrane. The record is from RefSeq and is a predicted model, not a curated record. The transcript has 8 exons.
AUGUUUAUAGCUGAAAAUGGUGCGGUUCAUUUUCCACAACCUGAUCCGGAUUACCUAUCGUUGCCAACACCACCGGCACGACACAUGAGUAUAACGUCGCAAGCUCUCAGUGAUGUGCCAAGUGAAAUUAUUAUUAAAUCCCGUAUCAAAUAUGGUACAAGAUGGUCGGCCUGUCAAGGACUUAUGGCUGAAUAUUCGAAAAGUACUUCCGUGCAUGGAUUACGUUAUAUUUUUGAAGUACAUCGGCCGUUUUAUGAAAAAUUUUAUUGGAUUGUCCUGAUGCUGAUCUCAUUUUACUUUGCCAUGUCCUUGAUGUGGGAUACCUAUUUGAAAUGGUUGGAUUCACCGGUUAUUUUGGGCUUCGAUGAAACCCUGGUGCCAGUUAGUAAAAUACCCUUUCCCACCAUCACCAUUUGCCCGGAAAUCAAAAUGAAUCGUGAUGAAGAUUUUGAUUUUACAAAAGUUGCCGAGAAGAUCCAGUCCGAAAUCGAGGAAUACGAAAGUUUUAAAAAUGCCGGCAAUUUAACCGAUGAAGAAAUUCAAAAAUUCGUGGCAACACUGCAAAUCUGUGAAAGUGAAGUUUUGGAUAAAUAUACUCCGUAUAUGCCCAAAAACCUAGAGGUAGAUGUACCCCAAACCCUGGUGGAUUUGGCAUUGGUACCCAAUACCACAUUGCCGUUUUGUAAAUGGAAUGGCCGUUUCUAUUUUUGCCAUUACCUCUUUAAAUAUGUCCUGACCGAUGAGGGAAUUUGUUAUCAGUUUAAUGGCUUACAUCCCAAGGAUAUCUACCGUGAUCCAAAUUAUCUCAGCUAUUCGGAUAAAACCGUAAUCAAUUACAAUAAUUAUUUCGACACGGAAUUGCCGCAAUAUAAAGAUGUGACCGGCAAUUGGUCUCUGGAUGAUGGUUAUGUUGAUCAAGGCUUCAAUGCCUAUCCGCAAAGAUCGGUUUUGUCAUCGGCCCGUAAUGGUCUGUUUGUUUUUAUGAUGGGCUUUGAACAUAAUUUUGAUUAUACCUGUCGGACCUUUAAACAGGGUUACAAGGUUUUUCUCAAUUCGCCUGAAAGUGUACCGCUAACCACAGGCAAUUACAUUUUGGUAUCCCAUGACGAUGAGGUUUUGGUUUCAAUUUUACCACAAUACGUUACGUCCACAGAAAAUUUACAUCAAUUUGGGCCAGAUAAGAGACAGUGUUACUUCAACGAUGAACGCUAUUUGCGUUAUUUCAAAUCCUAUUCCCAGAGUAAUUGUCAAACGGAAUGUUUGGCCAAUUACACGAUAAGCAAAUGUGGAUGUGCCAAAUUUUGGAUGCCAAAACCCAUGGAUAUACCAACAUGUGGCCUAUCGCAAGUCAGCUGUUAUACGAAAGCCGAAACUGAAAUGAAUUUAAUUAUAUCGAAUCAAACUAAACAGAAAUCUGUGGAUCCCAGUGUUGAAAUAAUGUGUGACUGUAUACCAUCUUGUAAUUCGCUGGAUUAUAAUUUUGAAAUAUCGCGUUCCUAUUAUGAUUUUGAAAAGACGGUCUUGGCGCAAAGAGAUAGCUAUGAACAUGAUGAUGGCCGUGCUGCCCGCUUGUCUGUGUACUUCAAGGAACCCCAAUUCACUGCCAUUAAACGUACCGUUAUGUACGGCAUUACCACGCUGAUAGCUAAUUGUGGCGGAAUUUUUGGCCUGUUCAUGGGUAUUUCCAGUUUGAGUUUAAUCGAAUUUAUUUACUUCUUUUCGGUACGCCUGUGCAGUAAUCUCCAAAAGCGGCGACUCAUCAAGAAGAAAAUACUGCAGCAUGAAGUGGAUUUUGGAGAUGAAGUUAAUUAG